UAAAUUAGUUUAUGUAGAUGCUACAACUAGUUUUAAUGCUCUCAAUACACUAUUAACACUUAUCUCUACAAGUAUACCUAUUGGUGGCUUACCUCUUGUUGCAAUACUAACUUUAGAUGAAACAAUAUCUACUCUUACAAAGACUUUUGAAGCAUUAAAACAUAUAAUGUCAUUGGGUACAUUUGGCAGAUGUAGUUCUAUUAUGUGA
Messenger RNA from Cetraspora pellucida, 208 nucleotides. Lineage: Eukaryota; Fungi; Glomeromycota; Glomeromycetes; Diversisporales; Gigasporaceae. The record is from the annotation of a GenBank genome assembly.